Messenger RNA from Prosopis cineraria, 1261 nucleotides. Its product is annotated as CST complex subunit STN1-like. Gene Ontology annotation, cellular component: DNA replication factor A complex; site of double-strand break; chromosome, telomeric region. Gene Ontology annotation, molecular function: nucleic acid binding. NCBI's taxonomy places the organism in Eukaryota, Viridiplantae, Streptophyta, Magnoliopsida, Fabales, Fabaceae. The record is from RefSeq and is a predicted model, not a curated record. Bases 87 to 578 code for a protein of 163 amino acids. The transcript has a single exon. Gene Ontology annotation, biological process: DNA replication; nucleotide-excision repair; double-strand break repair via homologous recombination.
AGGGCGUCCGAAGAGGGCUGCUUGCGGUGGAUUGGAGUUGGAGGAAUCCGAUCUAUCUGCAUCUGUGAAUUAGGGUUUAGGGUGCAAUGCAGCAGCAUGGUCCAUUGUUCAACUCUCAUGUGAAGCUACUCGCCUUCGAUCUUCUUUCCCUCGCCCAAACCCCUUCUUCUUCUAACUCUUCUCUCUCUUUCUCUCGCAGAGGCAUCCCCCUCUCUCGCACCGAAGCCGUUGGCACCGUCACCUCCCGUGAACUCAAACCCCACAGAUUUCUCAAGUUCACCCUCGACGACGGCACCGGCUGCGUCAACUGCAUCCUCUGGCUCAACCACUUCUCCUCUCCUUCCGAUGCUGCCCUGAUUGCUGCGGCCGCGGCUGCCUUCGCCGAUCUCGUCCAGCUGGGGAAGGUAGCUAGAGUGCGAGGCCAGAUCACCAGCUUCAGAGGCGCGUUGCAGAUUACGGUGUCCGAUGUUGUGAUCGAGAGGGACCCCAAUGCAGAAAUCUUUCAUUGGCUGGAUUGCCUCAAUUUGGCGCGCAAGUGUUAUGACGUUUUGCCUUCACCGCCUUCUAAACCCAACUAAAGUCAGUCGUCCAUGCGGAAAGGUACUUGGUAAGAGUGAAAAAGAAACUUAACAAAGAGAACCCAACACAAGAUGUGAUCCUUUUCAUUUCCUGGUGGGGUUCCAAUGGCAAAAGGAAAGCUCGAUGACUUUGAUAUUUAUUGGUGUUAGUUUACUCUGAAAUCUUGUGAGGCUAUGAAGCUGGUAUCCAUGAUAGAGUUGGACAUGCCUGAGGCUGAAGGGGAGGUUUUAGACAGAUACAAGUGGAAGUAGACGAUCAGGCUCAGGCUGUUAUCCAAUUGUUGACAAGGAAUGGCAAUAGAUUGCGACAUGAACACUCCCGCGCACUGUCAAAAGGCCAUGGAGUGUUCGACUGAGGUGGAAGAGCCAUAGUGCUGCAGCCUUGUUAAAAAGUGUGCACUUUGUCAUCAGAAAUGACGGUGGCGAAUGGAUCAUGGCCUCCAGAAAUAACCUGGGAUCCUUCCCUUCUACUGCAGCUGUGAUUCUCGCGAUUAAGACAGGCCUGGCAGUAUGUAGAGGUCACCACUUUAGGGAAGUUCAACUGUUUUCUGAUUUUUUAGAAGCCAUCAACUAUUUAUCCAGGACAUUGGUAUUGAUCACCAGGGUUGAGAUUGAGGAAACUCUAUUUGUUUAAUUGUUUUGACUGAGAACCAAAAAUAAUAAUGACCGAUAUCUUUUGCAUA